AAAGUUAGAAUGUUAUCGCCGGCAUAUCGCUUGUUAUUUUCCAAGAUUCCAGACCCACGUAAAGUUCUACCAUUCGUCCAAUUUAUACAACACCGCUCCGCGUCCUUUAAAAAUAUGGCGUCGCCAGCGAAAUGGAAAGUUGAAAAAACGAGGAUUGUAAACCUGCCGUUAGACGAAAAAAGAAAACUUUACGUAUCGCAAAACUACGUAACUCUUGAUAGUGUUUACCCUUGGGACGAUUGUAUUCGAACCCAAAAAAAUCUCGAAUCCAAAAAAUACAAUUUGGAAGAUGUGGAAAUAUUUAAGAACGCCAGGAUCGACAAUGAAAAGAACACUGAACUCAUCAGGAAGGUCUCCAUUUUCAAAGGGGAUAUUACAAAACUUGAAGUUGAUGCUAUAGUGAAUGCGGCUAACUCUCUUCUAAAAGCUGGUGGCGGUGUUGAUGGAGCCAUACAUAGGGCCGCUGGCCCACUGUUACAGCAAGAAUGCAAUACCCUUGGUGGAUGCCCUACUGGUCAGGCUAAAGUCACUGGAGGCUACAACUUGCCAGCUAAAUAUGUCAUCCACACAGUGGGCCCUCAAAACGGCUCAGCGCCAGACCUCCAAUCCUGCUACGAGAAAUGUUUCUCCUACGUAAAGGAGUACGACUUAAAAUCCAUCGCUUUCCCCUGCAUCUCAACUGGCAUCUACGGCUUCCCUAAUCGCCUAGCUGCCCACAUCACUCUGAAAACUGCCAGGAAGUUUCUAGAACAGAACCCGCAGAUGAACCGGAUCAUUUUCUGCACUUUCCUGCCGAUUGAUGUGGAUAUAUAUGAGACUUUGAUGCAGAUGUACUUUCCUAUGUAUGAAAGGAAAUAUAAUGAUGGGGCUAGUGUGACUGAAUAAGGGGCUAGAGAGGUUGACAAAAAAAACACUCAUAUUCUUGGUAUUGUAAGCAGCUGAAAAUGAAAUUUUCAUAAGAUUAAAUUAUGCGUUUACCAACAAUGAGCCGCGGCAAAUGCCCGAGAUAACGCAAGGAGGAUGGUGAUAGCCAACAAUGGUCCUAUAAUAGUGGUCAAACUUGGUUGUUUUGAAUUUAUAAUAACUGCUUUGUAUGUAAAAGUUUUUGUUGUUGCAUGUUUUACUAGUUCUGAUUGGUGUAACCAUCUCAAUUUUUACGGACAUAUUGUCUUUUUAUAAUUGUAAUAAAACAUUUAAAAGUA
Leguminivora glycinivorella is the source of this 1202-nucleotide messenger RNA. Its product is annotated as macro domain-containing protein RSc0334-like. Gene Ontology annotation, biological process: DNA damage response; purine nucleoside metabolic process; peptidyl-glutamate ADP-deribosylation. The record is from RefSeq and is a predicted model, not a curated record. Gene Ontology annotation, cellular component: nucleoplasm. Gene Ontology annotation, molecular function: ADP-ribosylglutamate-[protein] hydrolase activity. The transcript is spliced from 4 exons. The coding region runs from base 10 to 885 and encodes 291 amino acids. Lineage: Eukaryota; Metazoa; Arthropoda; Insecta; Lepidoptera; Tortricidae.